Messenger RNA from Chlorella variabilis, 732 nucleotides. RefSeq lists its product as hypothetical. Gene Ontology annotation, cellular component: mitochondrion. Gene Ontology annotation, molecular function: lipoate synthase activity; 4 iron, 4 sulfur cluster binding. The record is from RefSeq and is a predicted model, not a curated record. The annotation marks the transcript as partial. The transcript has 5 exons. Gene Ontology annotation, biological process: lipoate biosynthetic process. Lineage: Eukaryota; Viridiplantae; Chlorophyta; Trebouxiophyceae; Chlorellales; Chlorellaceae.
CCCUACUGGCUGCGCCAGCGGGCUGCCCAGGGUGAGCGCUACGACUACCUCAAGGCGCAGUUGGGGGGCCUCAAGCUGGCCACGGUGUGCGAGGAAGCGCAGUGCCCCAACAUCGGCGAGUGCUGGAACGGCGGCGCGGCGGGCAUCGGCACCGCCACCAUCAUGCUGCUGGGCGACACGUGCACCCGCGGCUGCCGCUUCUGCGCCGUCAACACCAGCCAGGCGCCGCCGCCGCCAGACCCGCUGGAGCCGGAGCACACGGCGCAGGCGGUGGCCGACUGGGGUGUGGGGUAUGUGGUGCUGACGUCUGUGGACCGAGACGACCUGCCCGACGGCGGCGCCGACCACUUGCGCGCACCACGUGUGGACCGGCUGCAGCGGCGGGUGCGCGACCCGCGGGCGGGCUACGUGCAGAGCCUGGAGGUGCUGCGGGCGGCCAAGGCCUGCGGCGUGUACACCAAGUCAUCCAUCAUGCUGGGCCUGGGCGAGAGCGACGAGGAGGUGGUUGACACGAUGCUGGACCUGCGGGAUGCGGGGGUGGACAUCCUCACGCUGGGACAGUACCUGCAGCCCACGCAGCACCACCUGCCCGUCGCCGAGUUUGUGACCCCGGAGAAGUUUGAGCACUGGCGCAAGUACGGCGAGGAGGUGAUUGGGUUCCGCUACGUGGCGUCGGGCCCCCUGGUGCGCUCCUCGUACCGCGCGGGGGAAUUCUUCACAGAGGCGAUGAUC